AUGACGGCGCUGUCCGCGCGCGGCCACCUGACCCUGGGCGCCGUUGUUAUUAGGCGCGGCGAGGCCGGCGGCGCGCGGCAGCGGGGUUGGGCUCAGGCGGAGAGUCGACGGAGAGAGCGAGGGCCGGGCGCGCGCGCGAGCGCGCGCCCGCGUUUCUGUGCCGUCUGCGGUGGCCGCUCGCUCACUUGUCUCCCGCCUCCCGAUACGGUCUUGUUCAGCCCCCUCAGUCCUUCCUCCCGCCUCCCUCGCCGGCCCUCAGGGGCAGCGGGCGCGCGGGUGAGCCUCGGCAAGCGGGCCGACCCGGCGGCCGGGCUGCAGGGCGCGUGCGUGCGUGGCGGGGCGGGGCGUGCGCCAAGGCCGCGGUGCAAGGAGGUGCACGUGCAGCCGCUGGGAGCGGGCGCCGCGGGGCAUCGAGGCCAGUGUCCACAUCCUAGCCUCGCGGCCAAGAGUAUGGCGCUGGGCCGGCAGCUCUAG
Messenger RNA from Rangifer tarandus platyrhynchus (Svalbard reindeer), 474 nucleotides. NCBI's taxonomy places the organism in Eukaryota, Metazoa, Chordata, Mammalia, Artiodactyla, Cervidae. The record is from the annotation of a GenBank genome assembly.